AUGGGUAGCAUCAACAAGACCCCUGCGAUGGUAGACUUAUCUCACCACAUCAAUGCCAAGAGCAAAGCUCGGCAUCCUUCGCCGUUGAAAGACAUCAUCAAGUUUAUGGGAGUUGACGGCAUGAUCAGCUUUGCUGGAGGCCUACCUCACUCAUCUUUGUUCCCGCUUGAGCAAGCCAAAUUCGACUGUCUGAAUCCAGGAGCGUCCUUGUCCGGGGAUCGCCAAGUUGGAGCUGAGAAUCCAGAUAUUCUCAGCAUCACCCUCGGUCGUGCGCAGACUCCGGGAGAUCUAGAUCUCACUCCAUUUUUGCAGUACGGCUCCGGAGCGGGAAAUGCUCAGCUGAUUCAACUUGCCAAGGAAUUGACUGAGAAGGUGCAUGCGCCUCCGUGCGAUUACGAGUGUCUAUUGCAUCCUGGCAAUACAAAUGCCUGGGCCAAGGUGGUGGAGCUUCUCUGUGAAGAUGAUGACUUCGUCAUCGUAGAGGAGUACACAUACCCUUCGGCGCAGGCGCUCUGGAUUCCGCUUGGAGUCAAGGCAGUUCCCGUUCCAGCGGAUGCCGAAGGAAUAUUGGCGAAAGAUCUCAGAGCCAUAAUGCAGAACUGGGAUCAGAAGGAAAGAGGCAGUCGAAGACCGAGAGUACUUUACCUGGUCUCUGUAGGAUCAAACCCUACCGGCCUUACAAUUUCAACACAAAGACGAAGGGAAAUCUACGAUAUCUGUGUUGAGUUUGAUAUCAUAAUCGUUGAAGACGAUCCCUACUACUUCCUCCAAUUCCCUGGAUAUCUCACCCCAAAAGAGCCCGAAUUUCGACCAAAACCAACAAAGCAAUUCCUUGAGUCUUUGGUACCGACUUUUCUAUCUAUGGACACCCAGGGUCGAGUGAUUCGCCUCGAGUCUUUUUCGAAAACCAUCUUUCCCGGGCUGCGCAUGGGCUACUUCGUAGCCAACCCAGCCUUCACAGAACGACUUCUCCGAGCCACCGAGGUCGAGACCCAAGACCCCGCAGGUCUCAGUCAGGCUUUGGUGCUGAGCUUGCUUCGUCGCUGGGGCAUCGAUGGUUACCUGACCUGGCUCCAGAACCUGCAGUUCCAAUACCGCGAAAGAAGAGACUGGCUUCUCGACGCCUUCCACGCCCAAUUCGUGGUCUUACCCGCUGCAAAAUCGCCAGUGCCUCACGCGCAAGGACUUGUCGUGUGCGUCAAGGGCCGAGAGAAUGACGAGCUGCGUCCUGUUUUCAGCUUCGUGGACCCGGGUGCCGGCAUGUUCGUGUGGUGCAAGUUUUACUUUGACGGCGUUCAACGGUUUGCGGAGAUCGAGAGUUCAGCUACCAGCAAUGAUCCGGAACAAAUGUUCGCCGACGAUCUGUGGAAAGCCUGGGCUAGUGAGUUGGUGCUUUUGACGCCGGGCUCAUAUUACCAUGCUUGGCAAGGGGCCGACAAGAUGACGACCGAAGCCCGCGGAGCUGAUCCGCGCACGGCGCAUUUCCGGUUCUCAUUCGCAACACCGACAAAGCAGCAAAUUGACAGUGGUGUGGAACGCCUUUUCAAGGUCGUGGCGAGCUAUUGGCGGUGA
This is a messenger RNA of Colletotrichum karsti, 1572 nucleotides long. Its product is annotated as aromatic amino acid aminotransferase. The transcript has 6 exons. The coding region runs from base 1 to 1572 and encodes 523 amino acids. The record is from RefSeq and is a predicted model, not a curated record. Lineage: Eukaryota; Fungi; Ascomycota; Sordariomycetes; Glomerellales; Glomerellaceae. Gene Ontology annotation, molecular function: pyridoxal phosphate binding; L-2-aminoadipate:2-oxoglutarate transaminase activity; aromatic-amino-acid:2-oxoglutarate transaminase activity. Gene Ontology annotation, biological process: aromatic amino acid catabolic process; L-tyrosine biosynthetic process.